Molecule: messenger RNA, 306 nt
Organism: Fukomys damarensis (Damara mole-rat)
Lineage: Eukaryota; Metazoa; Chordata; Mammalia; Rodentia; Bathyergidae
Product: non-histone chromosomal protein HMG-14-like
Exons: 1
Coding region: 1-306 (101 amino acids)
Biological process (GO): chromatin organization
Cellular component (GO): nucleus; chromatin
Molecular function (GO): nucleosomal DNA binding
Source: RefSeq, a predicted model, not a curated record
AUGCCUAAGAGGAAGGUCAGCUUCACCAAAGGGGCAGCGAAGGAGGAGCCCAAGAGGAGAUUGGUGAGGUUGACAGCUAAACCUGCUCCUGCAAAAGUGGAAACAAAGCCAAAAAAGACAGAGGGAAAGGAUAAAUCUUCCAGAAAAAAAAGUGCAAGCAAAAGGGAAAAGGGGAACAAAACAAAACUGGCCGAAGUGGCUAAUCAAGAAACAGAGGAAGAUUUACCCAAGGAAAAUGGAGAAAUUAAAAAUGAGGAGAAUACAGCCUCUGUCGAAACAGAAGAGAAAGAAGCCAAGUCUGAUUAA